Suncus etruscus (white-toothed pygmy shrew) is the source of this 1998-nucleotide messenger RNA. It is a transcript of the gene RNF8, whose product is annotated as ring finger protein 8. Gene Ontology annotation, cellular component: cytosol; nucleus; ubiquitin ligase complex. Gene Ontology annotation, molecular function: zinc ion binding; ubiquitin protein ligase activity; histone binding. NCBI's taxonomy places the organism in Eukaryota, Metazoa, Chordata, Mammalia, Eulipotyphla, Soricidae. Gene Ontology annotation, biological process: ubiquitin-dependent protein catabolic process; double-strand break repair; protein K48-linked ubiquitination. The record is from RefSeq and is a predicted model, not a curated record. The transcript is spliced from 8 exons. Bases 101 to 1558 code for a protein of 485 amino acids.
GCCUGCUGCUUGGUUAUGGCGCGGGCGAGGGGCCCCGGAGGCGCUGGGCGGCCGGGCCCGGGCCUCUGUCGGUGCUGACGGCCGCCCGGGCCGAGGGGCCAUGGGGGAGCCGGGCCCUGGGGUCGCGGGGGGCUGUGCCCAGACCCGGACCUGGUGCCUGCGGCGGGUGGGCAUGGACGCCGAGUGGCUGCUGCUGGAGGACGGCGGCGAGGUGACGAUAGGCCGAGGACUUGGAGUCACGUACCAGCUCGUAUCAAAAAUCUGUCCUCUGAUGAUAUCUCGAAACCACUGUGUUUUGAAGCAGAAUGCCGAGGGGCAGUGGACAAUUAUGGACAACAAGAGUCUGAAUGGUGUCUGGUUAAACAAAGAACGUCUAGAACCUUUAAAGUUCUAUUCUAUCCAUAAGGGAGACCAUAUUCAGCUUGGGGUGCCUCUAGAACACAAGGAAAAUGCAGAAUAUGAAUAUGACGUUGCUGAAGAAGACUGGGAGAGGUUGUAUCCCUGUCUUGCCCCAAAGAGUGACCAGAUGAUGGAAAAAUACAGGGGCUUGAGAACUAAAAGGAAAUUUAGUUUGGAAAGAUUAGAGAGCUCUGGAGUUGAAGGCCCUUCAAAUUCAAUAUCUAAAAUCAGCAAAGUGUCCUGCGAACCUGGGUGUCCUGUGAAGUCCCAUGGGAAAGGGGCAGUGACUAGUUCCUCUUCUGAAUGUGCCGGUGCUAAGCAGACUUCUCUGGAGCCUAGUGAGAUGGUCAGAGGAAAGCAAACUUGCCCUGGCCCCACAGAAGUCAUGGAGCCACCUAGGAAGCCCAAAGCCUCAAACUCUUCAGCAUCUCAGAACAACUUAAAGCUGUUGAAGAUGACCGUGUCCAGGAUUCUGAAGCUGAAAACACAGAUGCAGGAAAAACAGAUGGCUGUUUUGAAAAGGCAGACCCAAAAAGGGAACGCAAAGGAAAUUGAGAAAAUGGAGCAGGAACUGAAGGACUUACAGUCGCAACUGUGUGCAGAGCAGGUCCAGCAGCAGGCCCAAGCAGAGCAGCUAGAGAAGACUUUCCAGGAGGAGGAGGAGCAUCUCCAGAAUUUGGAAAAAGAGCAAGGAGAAGAGGACCUGAAGCAACAUCUGGUCCAGACUCUGCAGGAGUAUCAUUCUCUAAUGAAAGAACUAAAUCGUAGCAAGAAGGACUUCGAAGCAAUCAUUCAAGCCAAGAACAAGGAAUUGGAGCAGACCAAGGAAGAGAAGGAGAAGGUGCAGGCAGAGAAGGAGGAAGUUCUUAGCCACGUGAAUGAUGUGCUAGAGAAUGAGCUCCAGUGUAUUAUUUGCUCAGAAUACUUCAUAGAGGCUGUCACCUUGAACUGUGCCCACAGUUUCUGCUCCUACUGUAUCAAUGAAUGGAUGAAGCGGAAGACAGAAUGCCCCAUUUGUCGGGAGGAUAUCAAGUCCAAAACCCAUUCCCUAGUUCUGGAUAACUGCAUUGAUAAAAUGGUAGAAAAUCUGAGCUCGGAAGUGAAAGAACAGCGAACUGCUCUCACUAGGGAACGAAAAGGAGCAGGGAGACCAUCUUGAAGUCCAAGCUCCAGAGACAUUUGGAAGAUUGUUAAGCAGUGGAACUUGGAAUGAUCUGGAAGAUUCUCUGUAAAUGGGUCUUGCACCACCUGGGGACCGAGAAUGAAGCUGCCCAAGGGACAGACUGAGGUGGUCCUCUACCACCAUGGCCAAGCACUGCCACCUUUGCCUGUGGCGCUUGGGACCCACCGCACCCUCUCCUGGACUCCAUGAAAGGUUCCAGCAUGCUGAAUGAGCUGUGUCGUUCUAUUAGACUUUCCAGAUUUACUGUUCUGUUACUCUUUGGGUACCUCAGACGCACUUCUCAACAUUUGUUUUAGACCAGUGAUUUGUACCCUUGUGGCGGCACUGAAGCAAAGUCUGAGAGGAUGGUACAACUCUUCUUUGGAAAGCAAAAUGUCAUUUCUUGAAAAUAAAUGUAAAAACCUCUUGGUGGAUCA